UGUAGAAAUUCAAGUAACUUGAUUAACUGAAUGACCUGCAAAGAUAACACUGGACAAAACAAUCUUUUUUUCUUCUCUUUCACUCUGGCCUUCAGUUGAUCCUUUGGAGAUGAAAAUUGAUAUCCACAGUCAUAUUCUGCCUAAAGAAUGGCCUGACCUGAGAAAGGUGGGAGUCCCUGAAAUGGUCCACAAGCUCCAUCAUUGUUGAUCAUCCAUGAAAAGAGUAUUGGCCAAUGAAAUGAGCCAGAAUGAAUGAAUGAAAAAGGCCAAAAGAACAUUUGUAUAGAUUCUGCAACAUAUCAGAAAGAGAAAGAAGAUGAGAAAAUCCCAGGCCCCAUACUGAGGAAGUCUGGGAGCUGAUGGCAGAGGUUUCAAGUGAUUUUAAGUACCACUCUCUUUUGAGGAGAGGGGAAGAGGGUGAAAGACUCAAGAACAAAGUCCAAAGGAGAUAUGGCUAUGGAGGAUGGGUGCAGCUCCAUCACAGCAAGGGAGAAGCCAGGAUGAUGAAAGAUGGAAAAAUCUUCCGAAUUGUCCAAGAAAACUGCUGGGAUCCAGAAAUUCGUAUUAGGGAAAUGGAUCGAACAGGAGUAACUGUUCAAGCCCUUUCUACCGUCCCUGUUAUGUUCAGCUACUGGGCCAAACCUCAUGAUACUUUAGACCUGUGCCAGAUUUUAAACAACGACUUAGCCACAACUGUUGCAAAGUACCCAAAAAGGUUUGUUGGUUUGGGAACAUUGCCAAUGCAGGCUCCAGACUUGGCGGUGAAAGAAAUGCAUCGAUGUGUGAAGGAACUGGGUUUUCCUGGGAUACAGAUCGGAUCCCACAUCAAUGAGUGGGACUUGAACUCUAAGGAGCUAUUCCCUGUCUAUGCUGCUGCAGAAGAGCUGAACUGUUCCUUAUUUGUACACCCCUGGGAUAUGCAGAUGGAUGGACGGAUGGCCAAGUAUUGGCUCCCCUGGCUAGUGGGCAUGCCAGCAGAAACCACCAUAGCCAUUUGUUCAAUGAUUAUGGGAGGAGUCUUUAAGAAAUUUCCUAAACUUAAAGUGUGCUUUGCACAUGGAGGUGGUGCUUUUCCAUUCACAGUGGGGAGAAUAUCUCAUGGAUUCAAUGUGCGCCCUGAUCUGUGUGCCCAAGACAACUCAAUUGACCCAAGGAAAUACCUUGGUUCUUUUUAUACUGACUCCCUGGUUCAUGAUCCUCUGGCCCUGAAGCUGCUGACAGAUGUUAUAGGAAAGGAUAAAGUCCUUUUGGGGACUGAUUAUCCCUUUCCCUUAGGUGAUCUAGAAGCUGGAAAACUUAUAGAAUCUAUGGAAGAAUUUGAUGAUGAAACAAAGGAUAAACUCAAGGCUGGCAAUGCUUUGGCAUUUUUAGGUCUGGAGAAAAAACAAUUUGAAUGACUGAAUUUACUACUGAGACAAAACUUUAAGAAGAUAUCCUAUUUUUCUCUGCUUCUAUAUGUGUCAGAUCUAUGUUGCUAUAAAUUCUAUUGUGUAUUCUAUUUCUCAGAAACAGAACAUCCCAAAACAUCAAAUUAUUAAUGACUAAAAUUAUUCACCACUUUCUUCAUUUUUCUAUGAAGUAUUUCACUACACAAGAAAUUAAAGUCUAAAAAAUUAGUACAAUGGACAUGUUCUUCUCAAACCUUUUUAACCUUAUGUGGUUUAUGGGAAAAUAAUGAAAUAUUGAGGGAAAGAUCUGAAACAAUUAGGUAGUCUGCCAGGUGACCCUUUUCUCAGUUACAUCUAUUUAUGUCUUCAGUAUUGUUGGAGUAUUGGUGUAGUCAAACCAACAUGGAUGUCACAAGCAAAGCGAUUUAACAAAACAAGAAUGAGAAAAUAAUGGAACCAAGUCAAGAAUAAAAUGUUCUUGGCACCCA
Messenger RNA from Gracilinanus agilis (Agile Gracile Mouse Opossum), 1876 nucleotides. It is a transcript of the gene ACMSD, whose product is annotated as aminocarboxymuconate semialdehyde decarboxylase. Lineage: Eukaryota; Metazoa; Chordata; Mammalia; Didelphimorphia; Didelphidae. Gene Ontology annotation, cellular component: cytoplasm; cytosol. Gene Ontology annotation, molecular function: carboxy-lyase activity; hydrolase activity. Gene Ontology annotation, biological process: secondary metabolic process. The coding region runs from base 360 to 1397 and encodes 345 amino acids. The transcript is spliced from 11 exons. The record is from RefSeq and is a predicted model, not a curated record.